CGGGCUCUGGCAUCCAACCUGCUGCCGCCGCGGCCCAGCAGAGCGGAGAGCGCCGCGCGCAGAGCACACGCUCGCGCUCAGCUCCGCUCUCGGGGUGGUUCAUGAGCGCGCGCUUCGGCUGCAGCCUCCGCGAUCCCGCGCUGCCGCCGCCCGCCGUCGCCAGGGUCCCCCUGGGUGGGAAGGAAGGCAGGAAGGCCGGCGCGGCCGUGCGCUCCGUGAAGCCCGCCACCCCUGCCCGCAGCCCUCUGCCCGGACCGGCCUGGCACCAUGCUGCCCGCGCGCUGCGCCGGCCUGCUCACGCCCCACUUGCUGCUGGUGUUAGUGCAGCUGUCCCCGGCUCACGACCACCGCACCACCGGCCCCAGGUUUCUCAUAAGUGACCGUGACCCUCAGUGCAACCUCCACUGCUCCAGGACUCAACCCAAACCUGUCUGCGCCUCCGACGGCAGGUCCUACGAGUCCAUGUGUGAGUACCAGCGAGCUAAGUGCCGAGACCCAACCCUGGCUGUGGCGCAUCGAGGCAGAUGCAAAGACGCUGGCCAGAGCAAGUGUCGCCUGGAGCGGGCUCAGGCCCUGGAGCAAGCCAAGAAGCCCCAGGAGGCGGUGUUUGUCCCGGAGUGCACCGAGGAUGGCUCCUUUACCCAGGUGCAGUGCCAUACUUACACCGGGUACUGCUGGUGUGUCACCCCAGACGGGAAGCCCAUCAGUGGCUCUUCUGUGCAGAAUAAAACUCCUGUAUGUUCAGGUUCGGUCACCGAUAAGCCCGCGAGCCAGGGUAACUCAGGAAGGAAAGUCUCCUUUCGAUUCUUUUUAACCCUCAAUUCAGAUGACGGGUCUAAGCCGACACCCACGAUGGAGACCCAGCCGGUGUUCGAUGGAGACGAAAUCACAGCUCCCACUCUCUGGAUUAAGCACUUGGUAAUCAAGGACUCCAAACUGAACAACACCAACAUAAGAAAUUCAGAGAAAGUUCACUCGUGUGACCAGGAGAGACAGAGCGCCCUGGAAGAGGCCCGGCAGAACCCCCGCGAGGGCAUUGUGAUCCCCGAGUGUGCUCCUGGGGGGCUCUAUAAACCAGUGCAGUGCCACCAGUCCACUGGCUACUGCUGGUGUGUGCUGGUGGACACUGGGCGUCCGCUGCCGGGGACCUCCACACGCUAUGUGAUGCCCAGUUGUGAGAGUGAUGCCAGGGCUAAGAGUGCGGAGGUGGAGGACCCCUUCAAGGACAGGGAGCUGCCAGGCUGUCCAGAAGGGAAGAAACUGGAAUUUAUCACCAGCCUUCUGGACGCCCUCACCACGGACAUGGUGCAGGCCAUUAACUCAGCAGCGCCCACUGGAGGUGGGAGGUUCUCGGAGCCAGACCCCAGCCACACCCUGGAGGAGCGCGUGGUGCACUGGUAUUUCAGCCAGCUGGACAGCAACAGCAGCAGCGACAUCAACAAGCGCGAGAUGAAGCCCUUCAAGCGCUAUGUGAAGAAGAAAGCCAAGCCCAAGAAAUGUGCCCGGCGUUUCACUGACUACUGUGACCUGAACAAGGACAAGGUCAUCUCACUGCCCGAGCUGAAGGGCUGCCUGGGUGUUAGCAAAGAAGUAGGACGCCUCGUCUAAGGAGCAGAAAGCCAAAGGGCAGGUGGAGAGACCAGGGAGGCAGGAUGGAUCAUCAGACAGCUAACCUUCGACGUUGCCAUGGCCCAGCCACAUCCCAUGUAACAUAAGUGGUGCCCAUCGUGUUUGCACUUUUAAUAACUCUUAUUUGUGUGUUUUCUUUUUCGGCUUCAUUUUUAAACACUAGUAUCUAAUAUCGCAGUGGGAAAAGGAAAGGGAAGAAAGACUGUUUAUUCUCUUUUAUUGUUAAGUUUUUGAAUCUGCUACUGACAACUUUUAGGGUUUGGAGGGCGGGAGGCUUUCUGGGACUGAGAAGAAAGAGAUUUAUAUACUGUAUAUAAAUAUAUAUGUAAAUUGUAUAGUUCUUUUGUACAGGUGUUGGCAUUGCUAUCUGUUUAUUCCCCUCCCUCUCCCUGCUCUGAGCUGUGAGAGCUCCGGACACACAGCCCCACUCUCUAGAACCCAGGACUCCAUCCCUGGCCAGCCUGGAUUCCACUGUGAUCACAGUGCAGACUCCGUGGGUAUCUUUUCUGGUGGGAGGAAGGGGCCACCUUCUGCCGUGGCUGUCAGAGCGGCAAGUCACUUGGCGGUUGACCUUCUCAAGGGAGGGAGUGGACAUUGCAGGACAAUGGGAGUGGCCCCUGGAGGGAGGCCGGUAGCCCUCACGAGUCCCAUCCUCCAACGCCCAUGUGGUCAGGCCAUCCAGACCCCCAGGUGGCCCAGACUCAGUGGGUACACAGUGUCAUUGGCGCCCGCUGAACAAAUUGCCCUAAGGAUUUGCGUUAGGGUGCCUUGAAACAUUUCCAGCUACGUUUAGCAUCUACUCCACGUAAAGCAGGAGAGGGGAGGCAGAGAAGAAAGACACCCCGCGGGACCUUGUAUUUAGUAGUUAAAUGUAAUAUCUGAGCAGUGGAGAUAGAAGCACAGAAGGCUUGUCCUGGUGAGUCCAGUGCCCACCCAAGGCUUCUCACCUCUCACACACCCAUGAAUGAGGCUUCCUGAGACAACGCCCAAUGCCGAGGUCAGACUAGGCAGCUACUUCUGCAGUCCUCUUUCUCCCCUCCUGUUCUCCAGGUCAGCGUAAGCCUGCGGGAAGAGUUGCAUCCAUCACCUUGUUGGUCACUCAACCGUUUAUUUUUUUUUUGUUGUUAAACUCAGUACUGAGGUUCUUCCUGUUUUCCUAAACUCUCUUAUGGGCUUCCAGGCUUGAGGCCAGUUCCAGGGCCAAAUUCAUGUUGGGCCUGUUACUUCUGCAUCCCUUGGAAGUGAGGACAGAAUGGCCCAGCCAUGGGGAAAUCCAGGCCUAGCUUCCCACAGGCGUUUUACUGUGAUUCCAACGUGGACAGCCCAGCCUUCUGGUCAUACCCCAGCUUCCUCUUGCCCGGGGUGGCAGGGGUGGGGGCAUGCCCAUCUGACAGUCAUCCAACAAAGGGUGCCGGGUGACACGGAGCCCUCCUUUCCAUGAGCAGCCAGAGCAGCAGGGAGGGAGGGUGGGCAGUUUUCCAGGAUGGGCGCCUUUGUGGGUUACUUUUGGAAAUCUGGCCGCAUCUCUGCAUCUCUAAUCCCAUCCCAUCCUCUGACUGGAGAAGGUUCUUGCUGUCCUAAUGAAAGUCCCAGAGGUUGUGUCAGGGUGACUGGAGACCCCAUCCCAACAUGGUAGGAUGGAACAAGAGCCCUGGCCCAUCAGUCUGGACCAGAAAGCCCCGUGUGCUGGCUGGGUGGACUUUCUGGGAGACCUCAGCCUCCUUCCCUGCCCUGAAGGAAGCGCCUCCAUGAAGAAAGUUGGAAUCUCCCUGGGACAUCUUCUCUCUCACACACGUGUGGAGGCUGAGUUGUGUGGUUUUCCUUUGUGAGGAGGGAGGGAGACCGUUUGUAGCUUGUUUUAUAAAAAAUAAAAAAUGCAUAAACCUUG
Messenger RNA from Bubalus bubalis (water buffalo), 3517 nucleotides. RefSeq names its product SPARC related modular calcium binding 1 (gene SMOC1). The record is from RefSeq and is a predicted model, not a curated record. Gene Ontology annotation, cellular component: basement membrane. The transcript is spliced from 12 exons. NCBI's taxonomy places the organism in Eukaryota, Metazoa, Chordata, Mammalia, Artiodactyla, Bovidae. Gene Ontology annotation, molecular function: extracellular matrix binding; calcium ion binding; protein binding. Bases 268 to 1608 code for a protein of 446 amino acids. Gene Ontology annotation, biological process: extracellular matrix organization.